This is a messenger RNA of Salvia miltiorrhiza (redroot sage), 1407 nucleotides long. RefSeq lists its product as uncharacterized. Gene Ontology annotation, molecular function: nucleic acid binding. The coding region runs from base 1 to 1407 and encodes 468 amino acids. The transcript has 2 exons. NCBI's taxonomy places the organism in Eukaryota, Viridiplantae, Streptophyta, Magnoliopsida, Lamiales, Lamiaceae. The record is from RefSeq and is a predicted model, not a curated record.
AUGACUAGAAGAAAAGAUUUAACAAGUGAAGAAAGGCAAGUUGUUGCACUCUUCCUUCUUCGCAACAGUGCAGGCGGCAAGCUGAACUACGGCACUCAAAAGGCUGCCAUGUUGAAGUGGGGCUGCUGUAGGAGUUCGAUCGCUCGUCUAUGGAAGGCUGCAAAGGAAGAACAAGCACAAGGUCAAUUAAUAUGUGUUCAAAGUAAAAAAAUCAACAAGGUUAGAAGGAAAAGAGUUCAUAUCGAUUUAGAUUUAAUUUCAAGUUUGGAAUUGCACAAAAGAGGAACAAUUAGAAGGCUAGCAACAGGUAUCAACUGCUCGAAGUCAACAGUGGGUAGAUGGAUAUCAAGAGGGCUGAUCAGAGCUCAUUCAAGUGCUAUCCGACCUGAUUUGACAGCCCCCAACAAGCUAUUACGGCUUAAGUUCUCUCUUGAACAGAUUGAGUAUGAUAGAAUAUGCAUGGCCCUAAAGUUUAAGCCUAUGCACAAUGUAGUGCAUAUUGAUGAGAAGUCGUUCUAUAUCACCAAGACAAACCACAAAUUUUACUUAACACCACAAGAAACUGAACCACAUCGCACAUGUAAGAGUAAGAAGUUCAUCACUAAGGUUAUGUUUAUGUGUGCGGUGUGUAGACCAAUUUUCGACACAGAUGGGAGUGUGUUGUUUGAUGGCAAAAUAGGAAUCUUUCCUUUCACUGAGAUGGUGCCAGCCAAGAGAUCAAGCAAGAACAGGCAGGCUGGAACAUUAAAAGAGAAGACAAUUCAGUCCAUCACUAAAGAAGUGAUCAAGGACUGCAUCAUCAAUAAGGUAUGGAUGUCAAAUGACAAAUAUUAUUCCAGCAAUAAAGGCAAAAUGGCCUGCAAAACAAUCUUCAUUCAACAAGAUAAUGCUAAGCCGCAUAUUAAAGACAGUGAUCCAGAUUUUAGGGCUGCUGCAACAGCCGAUGGCUUUGAUAUUAGGAUUGUCCAUCAACCUCCAAAUAGCCCUGACACCAACAUCAAUGACUUGGGUUGGUUUAGGGCUAUUCAAAGCUUGCAAGUGCAAUCAGUUUGCUCAAACGUGGAAGAUUUAGUUAAAGCAGUUCAGAUUUCAUUCAAUGAGCUAAGUCUUAAUACAUUGAAUGCUGUUUUCUUGAGUUUACAGGGUUGCUUAACUGAGAUAAUGAAAGUGAGAGGGCAAAACAGUUACAAGCUCCCACAUAUGAAGAAGGGAGUGCUUGCAAGACAAGAUGCACUUCCAUUGACUUUGGAAGUGCCAAAACAGCUAGUGGAAGAGUGCAUUCAGUACUUGCUUGACAAAGGAGUAGUUGAAGGUAUUCCCCAACUGAAAGAAGCUUUGGGAAUAGACACUUGUAGUAUUAGAUCAAUGGAGGCUGCCAUGUUGAUUGAGACUGCCUGCAUUGGUUAG